AAAGCCCAUGUGUUAUUGAUGACAACGUUGAUGCUGUCACCCAUCACUCCUCCAGCUAUCAUUCAUUUUAUUGUUUAGCUAUCUGGUGUGCCUGUCAAUCUGGGUCAAGUCCUGAGAUUCACCAUGAAAUGCCUGAAAUUAAUUAGUAUAAUUCAUAUUUGGUAUAAUCGAACCCCACCUAUAUAUUUUGUUUAUUUUGCGUGUUCACCACUUUUAUCUCAUGGUAGAUUAUAAAUCCAAACAUGUACUGAGGCUUCUAAAACACUGCAAUUUGAUGGGGUUUUUUUUGAAAAUUAUCGGUGUGUUUUGUACCAUGUAUAAAUGUGUAUACUGUUUUAAACGCGGAAGUUCAUUCUUGUCGUUUCUUCUGUUUUUUCCCCCCGAAAAUAUCCUAGGCAUUAGGCUACUUUUUAUUGAAGUAAGCCGAUUUAUUAGCGGAAGGUUGGGACUUCACAUUCCAGUCCAGCAGGGAGCGAUACUGGCAACUUAAUAGCUGACUGGGUUCCGCCAUACGAUAGAAGAAAAAUGACAGCAAAAAUCAGGAAGCAUGAAAUUUCGGUUUUACCUGGGCUGUCACUGAUGUUAGAAUAGAAAACCAGCAUAAGGGCGUAAUGUCAUUUGAGUUUAUAUUCUGAGAUAGUUGAAGUUUAAGAUAGGUUAGCGUAACUGGCAACGUCCUGUGAACUAUGAAGAUAAUCUCAAAACCACCGACAACAGGCACAUGUAACUGGCGAUCUUAAUAAGGAAAUGUCCAAAGUUACGUAUCACGGAACGACCCGUCUUAUGUUUUCUACCGAUGGGGAAUUACAGAUUAAAGUCAGCUUUCUUUAGGACUGUGGCGACUCAUGGAACUGGUUUAAGUUUUUGUAUCGUAUGAGGUUCGAUGACUGAUGAGGUUAGAUGGCUGAUGCGAUCUCGCUCAGUUCAGACGACUCCGAUGUGGAAAUUGUCGGCACCUACAAUAAAGUUUUAUCUACGGCUGAUCCACUGCCUCUCAGUGCUGUGCGAGUUGAUGUUGACGUCGUGAGCGCAAACGUUCCUCCGCGUUAUAUUGACCUCACAGAUCCUAAAUGGACUCUUCCAGACCUGAAGAUACGCAGAAGACAAAAUUCCACAGCAGCCACAGUGGUAGACUUGACUGAGACUGUCGUAGACUGUCGGACUGAACAGGACACAGAGAAUUUGCCACCACAUGACUGUCAAAUAAAAAGAGAAAGUACAAAUAAAAAUGUAUCCUCAAAAAAACAAGACUUUAACCUUCAGAAAAGCUCUUCAAGAGAUGUAGCUUUUUUUGCACCACAGCAGGGCUAUGGUAACCUAAUACCAAAGCGAAGAUGUUUAAAUUCUCAAACACAAGACCAAAAACAGACCAUUGAAAUACUUCCUUUUCAUCACACAGCAGGUGUAAAACUGAAUCGCUUGCCUUUUCUUGAUACUCAUUACAGGGAACUGAAAACAUUGCAUUCUACCUGUUUAACUGAAGAUUGCAGUGAAACACCACAAUGCAUUAGUAAUCUGAGGCUGACUGGCCCAAAUCAUCACAUGGAGCAUUCACUAGAUGAGCCUUCUCCUAAAAUGUUGGAAUCGGUUUUCGCACAGGAACAAGAGAACAGUAACAGAUGUGAACAGCUACAUGAUAAAAUACCUCAGCAGCAAGAGAGCCCAGCUGACCCUCCUUGCUCUGUCACAACUUCAAAGGAGCCAUCCAUGCCUCUCUCCUAUCCAACAUCGCCAUCUUCAUCUCACAGUAAAGCACAAAGAGAAAUCCUCUGCUCUGACCUGGAACAACUGGAAUUAGACGAGGAAGAAUCAAGAAAAAUCAUCUCUGAUUACUUAUUGUCCGGCUCUCCUACUAAUGAACUGAACCCUUCUGAGCAUUUUGACCUCAAUUCUCUGUCCCAUUCAAGCCCCAUAACUCAGAAUGUUAUGAAACAUGACCCAACAGCCAUCUUUGAACAUACACCAGCUGAAAAUGCAUCUGUAUGCCAAGUGGGGGACCUUAAAGCUGAUGGGGCUUCAGACAUCUCUGAUGUCUUGUGCAGUAGCAUCCCUAGUGAACCCCAUUUGUCUGAAACUGAGGAUAUGGAAGAAGAAUGUGGGCCUGGAACAUGUAACGGAGAUCUGGGAAUUGACAGUCCAGAAUCUUUCCUUUGGCAAGAGUGGAGUGACAGAGAAGAACUUAACGAAGAGAGCAGAUUUGAUAUGGAUUUCAGGGAUGCCAGUAAAGAGGACAGGGAUAAUGUGUGCCUAGUUGCACUUAAGAAAAUAAUGUCUGGACCAGUUCAUGCUUCGAAUGAUGCAGAAGAGGAAGGUUUUGGACCCCCAGAGGUGCUAUGCCGUCAGAGCUUGAGCCUUGUUUACAGUACCAUUGAUGAGAACUAUCCAGAGGGCACUUUGCAGCUCUUGUCUGACCUGCUACAGCCUGGUUACUAUCCCCCUAGAGAUAUCACUACUCACUUACUCCAUGGCAUUCUGCUUGACAUACAGUGUCCACAUCACUUAUGUGUGCAGGCCUUCAAUCUGCUGAUGAGAACGCAGAGACACCACAUAGCUGAUAAAACCACAGUCCCAUGGGACUGGGAGUUGUUGACCUCAGUCAUGGCUAAUCAGAGAUAUCGGUGUGAGAUUGUGCGCAUGCUCCUGGAGUAUGUUGUGCAGACACUGGAGGAUGACUUCCAAGCCAAACGUUCUAUCCAGGACCUCCACCACUCGAUUGCCAAAGCAACAUUGUCAUGUGAUCAGCACUUCCCUCAAGUCAAGGUUGUCAUCAAGUGGCUUUUUGUAGCUCUUGGAGAAAGCAGAAAGAGAGAUGAGCAAAUCAGAAUGGUGUCCAUCUUUGAGAGGAUGCUGUCUCUGGCUCUGGAGGUAGACCGCUCUCCAGCUCUCAGCUCUGCCAAGCUGUCACAGGAGCUCUUCCAUAUGCUCAUCAGCAGUGACUCUUUACGAGCACAGAGAACGCUGUUGCUGGAGAGCCUGCAGAGCAGCCUGCUGAAAUAUAAGCUGUUGGAACAUCUGCUGGACUACGCAUGCCCACUGAAAAUCGCUCUGCCUAUGUCGCUAAGUCUGCUGCUUCACUUUCUGAAGAACUGCACUCUGGAACCAGACCCUACGGAUGGUAUUGAAAGGUGGAAGAAAUGGGAAGAGUUGGUCCAUCUUCUUUGGAUGUUGCUGCUCAGCUACAACAAAGCAAUGAAAGGCUGUCUCAACAAUGCAGUCACUGAGCAAAGUGGCAGAGUUGGCAUGGCGUUCUACAGGGCCGAGGAUAAGGUAUCAAAGGAGGCCAUUCGAGAAGCUAUAGAUGUGUUCCUGUCCAGAUCCCGAGCAGACCUCGGCGAACCCUUGCCUCUCCAUGUGGAAGAAUCUCUCUCGUAUCUACAGGAUCACCUGCUAGAUGUCUGUCAAUGUUGACUGUUAAAAAGAAAAAACUUUAUGACUGUUAUUUGGAAAGAACUAUAAAUCAAUGGAUUAAUUUAAUAUUUAUAAUUUUGUAUGUUUGCACUGUUAGUGUUUCGAAUAAAGGCUGUGCCUUGUUGCAUUUUAUG
This is a messenger RNA of Monopterus albus (swamp eel), 3542 nucleotides long. It is a transcript of the gene simc1, whose product is annotated as SUMO interacting motifs containing 1. Lineage: Eukaryota; Metazoa; Chordata; Actinopteri; Synbranchiformes; Synbranchidae. The record is from RefSeq and is a predicted model, not a curated record. Gene Ontology annotation, molecular function: SUMO polymer binding. The transcript is spliced from 10 exons. The coding region runs from base 901 to 3408 and encodes 835 amino acids.